AUGUUAUAUUUAACCGUAUUAUUAGUGUUAUCUGCAGUGAUAGCAGAGUUAGGAGGAAACAUAAUCAAAAUUGUGGUACUAGAUAUAAGACGAGGUAAUAAUACUGUAGAAGACCAGUGGGACUAUAACAUCACUGGACGCUUCAAUAAUAGAUUCGCUGUUAUACGAUGGAAAGAAAUCAACACAGAAACUGAUCAUAUUCACCAGGUCCAAAACGAAUUCAACCAGUCUCAGGAUUUCAUUUUCUUCACGACCAGCUUGUGUGAACAGACAAUUCUACUGGACACCGCCAUUCCUUCUGGUUACAACUACUCCUGUCUGUCCUCAGUGAGAAGGUCUAGCUAUUCACCAGAUAGAAGGAUGUGUUCCUCUUCCUAUCCACCAGGAUCAGACCCACCAACAUCCAUCCAAUCUAUCAGCUACUGUCUGUACCAUCGUCAUUCUGAUAAAAACAUCAAUAUUAUUGUCUCAGUAGUUCAACAUCUUCAGUGGAAAAAUCUCAUCAUUCUCUAUUCUAAUUAUACUGAACUGCAGAGUAAAAUGGUAACAGAGAAAAUAGGAGAUGGUAUCAUUCUAACUAUGUAUAAUUUAGAUCAUCUUCAAAAUAAAACUCUACACUAUACUUUCCUUUUUAAUAAAAUAUAUCAUAAAACAACGUAUGAAGAACGUAAUAUAUUAGUUAUAUGUUCUCAGGAUUGUAUCAACAAUGUUUUAAUACAGGUUGAUGAAUAUGACAAGAGAAACAGUGGAGCUACAGCUAUGGGUGUCUUCUCGAAAUGGUUGGUUGUAGAUUUUAACAGUAGAACAAUACUCAAUAAUCCCUGUGAUCUAAAAAUAGAUAAUGUCGCUGUCAUCAACUUUCCUUUUACUGAAGAUGAUGCUGUAGACUCUAGAAAGGGUUUUGCAGUCAGUAUCAAUUCAUUGGUAAACGAUAUAGCAGAUACUGAUGAAACUAUGAAUCCAGGAAAUUUGACCAACCUGAUGCAUCAAGAACUCAUGGAAAUGACCACACUGACUGACUGUUGGAAAGCGGAAGUUAGCACGUUACUAUGGAAACCAGGAGGUCGUCUGCUGAGUCAGGUUGGACUCGUGGAUUUUUCAGAAAACGUCAACCUAUUUCCAGACGUGUCUAUUUUUCCCAACACUAAACUCGGUUUCAAUAAGCGAGUUUUCCUGACCACUAUAAACGAGUGGCAACCAUUCGCGAUGCGACUAUCAGUAAUAAAUGGAACCUAUCAUUAUGAGGGGUAUGUUAUAGAUCUACUAGAAGUUUUAGCAACAGCUUUGAACUUCAGUUAUAUAUUAACUGAACCAGAAGAUGGAGAAUGGGGUCGAAUAUUGAACGGGUCUUGGACUGGUGUGGAGGUGGAUUUGUUUGUUGGUCCUCUGGCGAUAUCAUCUUCAAGAGAAGAGGCUUGUGAUUUCACCUUCCCUUAUUUCUACGUGUACUCUUGCGUCAUCUUCCGCACGCCGGACCCCAAUAAUAGAAAAUGGCGGAAGCUGAUAGACCCUCUCACCUGGCAGGUAUAUGUCUGUAUCCUCUCAUCGUUUGUUGGUAUUAUAAUUUUACUGUACGCUAUAGAGAGAUUAAACCCAUUCUACCAACAUUCUGUGACUAGAAGACCAACGUUUCAAGGACUAAUCUUGUAUCUGUUUGGAGCUCUGCUCUCUCAAGGUGGUUCAUCAAUGCCAUCAUCAACGGCUGGACGAUCGUUACUAGCAGCGUGGUGGAUCUUUUGUUUGAUAACCGUAGCUACAUACAGUGGGAACCUGAUAGCUUUCCUAACCGUCUCAAGACAGCCUAUGCCGUUUGAAACUCUGGCGGAACUGGGCAACCAACGGGAAUAUAAAUGGGGCACAUUGGGAGGAAGUAUCUGGGUUUCUUUAGUGAAGGAUUCUAAUUUAACAGUGUUUAAAGAUCUAUGGAACGGUUUAAAAGAAUUUAACCAUUCCGAUCCUGAUGUCUUUAGCUUAGAUCAACUUCUUCAUAAAAGGAAGGUUGAAAAUGAAGACUAUGGAUUCAUAGCUGAUAAGACAACCGCCGAGGCCUGGGUUUGGGAAAAUUGUGGUUUAACUUAUCUUAAGGAACUGUUUCUACCAAUGAAUUACGCCUUCGCUCUUCAGGAUAAUUCUCCUUAUUUAGAAUCUUUCAACGACGAGAUGAUGAAGCUUUCUGAAAGUGGGUUGGCACAAACUUUAAAACGAAAAUGGUUUCCUAAACAGAACAAAUGUUUAGGACAUAAUUCAGCUAAGGCUAUAGAGCUGUUAGAUAUUCAGAGUGCGUUCUAUGUGAUAGGUAUAGGGAUUGUUAUAGCCUGUAUGGUGAUGCUGGUUGAACGAAUUCUUGUUAAAACGGUGAAAGACAACAAAUCGAAAUAUCAGUUAUUAUGGAAUUGUCUUAAAGAUGAAGAUUUAAUUUAA
Molecule: messenger RNA, 2421 nt
Organism: Lottia gigantea (owl limpet)
Lineage: Eukaryota; Metazoa; Mollusca; Gastropoda; Lottiidae
Exons: 13
Coding region: 1-2421 (806 amino acids)
Cellular component (GO): membrane
Molecular function (GO): glutamate-gated receptor activity
Source: RefSeq, a predicted model, not a curated record